Molecule: messenger RNA, 1407 nt
Organism: Pistacia vera
Lineage: Eukaryota; Viridiplantae; Streptophyta; Magnoliopsida; Sapindales; Anacardiaceae
Product: syntaxin-32-like
Exons: 6
Coding region: 373-1407 (344 amino acids)
Biological process (GO): intracellular protein transport; vesicle fusion; endoplasmic reticulum to Golgi vesicle-mediated transport
Cellular component (GO): Golgi membrane; SNARE complex; endomembrane system
Molecular function (GO): SNAP receptor activity; SNARE binding
Source: RefSeq, a predicted model, not a curated record
GACACCGUACGUCGUCUUUUAGAUUGUCUGUUUCUCCCCACAGGAAUUGCCGAGUCCCGACCAGCCCUCAACAUUUCACGUCACAGGUUUUCACCUGCUUCACUCGUGUUCUUUCCAAAAAAAAAAUUUGUUUCCAUCAAAUCGUAAGUAACAAACCUCAAAACAUCUCCGCAUUCUCCUCAAAUCACGUUUUAAUUUCAACAAUAUCAAGAGCGAUCUAGACGACUGGAUCCAGAUCUAGGGUUUAACUGUAUUGUUAGUGACGACAAUUCGAUUUCGUCUCUUUAGGGUUUCAGAUCUCGCGUCUUGGCUCAAUCGAUCACAACUUUGAGCAAUUAAAAGCGGUACGACCAAGAGGUUUGAGUGUUAGAAAUGCCGGUGAAGGUAGCGCAAACUUCGUUUCGGGAUCGAACUCAGGAGUUUCAGAGUGUUGCGGAGAGGCUAAGGAAGUCAGUUUCAUCUGGAUCCGGGCCAAAUGGUACAAGCAGCAGUUCAAAAUCUGAUGAACAGCGAUCCUCUGUGGCACUUCAGUCCGAGUUCAACAAGAAGGCUUCUAAGAUAGGGUUUGGGAUUCACCAGACUUCGCAGAAGCUUUCCAAGCUAGCAAAAUUGGCAAAGAGGACUUCAGUUUUUGAUGACCCCACCAUGGAAAUCCAGGAGCUGACAGCUGUUAUCAAGCAGGAUAUUACUGCACUGAACUCUGCAGUGGUAGAUCUUCAACUUUUUUGCAACUCCAGGAAUGAGGGUGGUAUGUCCAGUGACACCACUAGUCAUUCAACUACUGUUGUAGAUGACCUGAAGAAUCGCUUGAUGAGUACCACUAAAGAGUUCAAAGAAGUUCUUACCAUGCGAACAGAGAAUUUGAAGGUUCAUGAGAACAGAAGACAAUUGUUUUCGUCCUCCGCUUCUAAGGAUUCUACAAAUCCUUUUGUUAGGCAGCGGCCACUGGCUGCCAGGUCAGCUGCUAGUUCUUCAGCCUCCCCUCCUUCAUGGGCUAAUGUUUCACCAUCUUCUUCUCCGUUGUUUCCCAGGAAGCAGAUGGAUGGGGAGAGUCAGCCAUUGUUGCAGCAACAACCGCACAAUCAACAACAACAGCAGCAGCAACAACAGAUGGUUCCGUUGCAAGACAGUUACAUGCAGAGUAGAGCUGAAGCUCUUCAGAAUGUAGAAUCAACCAUCCAUGAACUGGGCAACAUCUUCAACCAGUUGGCAACCCUGGUCUCUCAGCAAGGAGAGAUUGCUAUCAGGAUUGAUGAGAACAUGGAUGACACCUUGGCAAAUGUGGAGGGAGCACAGGGGGCUUUGCUUAAGUACCUCAACGGUAUAUCAUCUAAUAGGUGGCUGAUGAUCAAGAUAUUCUUUGUAUUGAUUUUUUUCCUCAUGAUUUUCCUCUUCUUUGUGGCAUAG